GAGCGCGAGCUGCAAUUCCAGGCGGAGGAAGGUUAAGAAGAAAAUAGGACAAAAACUUCAGUCACGCAAUAGAUUUUUUAAAAAUCGUAAAGGAAACACAAGCCUUUUCUUCGGUCCAGUUAUCUGUCGAUAUCUUCCUGCUGUCAUGAGUUGGGCGUUAGAGGAAUGGAAAUCUGGAUUACCCAGCCGGGCCGUGCAGAAAAUAGCGGAGUACGAGAGCCAGCUGGAGAAAUUAAAGAAGGAACGACAACAGAAACAGCUUCAGCUGGACAGUUUGGAAGUUGCAUUUCAAAAAGAAAAUAAGAAGCUUGAAGAUGAGAAGAACGAAAAUGCAUCAUUGAAGAGAGAGACGCAAAGCUUGAAGGAGGCGUGCACCAAUCUGGAGAAGGCACAGCAGAGAUUCUGUCACGAAGUUCAGGUGAAGGAGGCUCUGGUGUGCAGUCUGCAGGGCCAGCUGCUGGCAGCGAGGAAGCAGAUUGAUGAGCAGGAGCGAGAAAUAAAAAGGCUGGAAGCAGAGCUUGAGCGAAGUCAAAGGGCCUCAGCAGGAACAGAAUGUCACCUCCCCACUCCGACUAAGAGCUUUCCUGGGUGUACCGCGCUCAGCGUCGAGGAUCCGAAGUGGGUUGAACUGCAAGGGAAAUACAGCCGGGAGGUAGAGGAGAAGAAACGGCUGAGUUCUGAAGUGAAAGCAUUGAAGCUGCAGGUUCAACAGUUGCAAUUCAGCAGCAACAAGAACCAUCGCGAAAGUGCUCCGCAGCAGAUCAGAGCCUCCACCUUCUCCUGGCAGCAGGAGAAAGCACCCGCUCAGGUGGCUGAGAGUCCGGUUAGACACGGAUCCUCUUCCUCUGUGUUCCCGUGGGAACAGCCAAGGGCAUCCCUGUACCACAAUCCCAGGAGCCCACAGCAGAACAACAAGACCAGUCACCUUGAAUUGGAUUCCAAGGACAACCACCUGGAAGAGUCGGUCAGGGUGCAAGUCCAGGAACUGAGGAAAGAAAACCAAGUGCUGCAGUGUACGAUGUCCGAGCUGGAGCUCUGGGUUCAGUCCCAGGAGAAGGAGAUCAAAAACCACCUGAACAAGCUGCAGGAAGCGCAGUCGCUGCUGGAGAAAUGCAGAGGCGAGCUGGCGGCGAAGGAAUCGGCCCUGUGUAAGAGCAGGGACGACCUUGAGCGAGCAGCGGCGCAGCAGGAACAGGCGAGAAACAAGUGCGCACUCCUUGAGCAGAAGUUGAAGCAGCUCUCCGAGGAGCUGAACUGUCAGCGGCAGAACGCGGAAAGCGCUCGACGCACGAUGGAGCAAAAGACCAAGAGCAGGGAGAAGGAAUACCAGCAGGAACUGUCUGACCAGCAACGCGCCUAUCAAAGCCUUGACCAUCAGUGUAAACAGGAGAAGAACCAAUUGAAUCAGGAGAUCCAGCAGCUCAAGGCCGAACACUUGGCUUUACAGGCUAAAAUCAAUCAAAUGGCGGCAGGGAAGCGGCUGGUGGAUAAGGAGCUGGAAGAUGUCAAGGCAAAAUUGAGCUGGGCAGAGAAAGAGCUCGCAACUCACCAGAAGAAUGGGGACGACCUUCAGAAAAACCUUCAGUGUGCACUGAAGGAGAAGGAACGUGUUAGCGCCUGGCAAGAACAAAGUGCCCAGAGAAUCGUGCACCUCGAAGCACAGCUGAAGAGGCUGGAGCAACAGUUAGCAGAAAGUCAGAGGUCAAGGGAGGAGAUAAAAGCUGAAAACCUGGCUCUGGUGUCCCAGCUUGAAGACCUGCAAGAGAAGUUGCGCCUCCAGAGCAGGGCAGACCCGGAGAGCGUGGACCCAUCCUCGCACGACUCGAAUAGAAAUGAUGCAGGUGCGAUCAGCAAAUCCGACCACGAUGAAGAGCCCAAGACUUGUCAGUCAGAGGGUGAAAAGCCCGACGAUGCGGAGACAGUACUGAGAUCGCAGCCGGAAGCCACAGAGGAAGCAUUGGACUCGAUGGAAGGUAGCCAACUCGGAAAGGUGAGGCAGAGGGACGACUUGGACCCAGGCCCUGGGGGCGACGAGGAGGAUGAUCACACUACGGGCCCGGCAGUGAGCUUGGGAACUGAACCGUAUGGAAAACCAGAAGAAUCCCAAGUUUCGGAGAAAACAGUGAAAGCACUCCGGAGUUCUGAAGAGGAAAUGGAGACCAGACUCCCGGCGCUCAAGGUCGAAGCAAAGAAGGAAUUGGGAGCCAGUGCCGCAGAAACCACGGUGGUGCCUGAAGAAAAGGCCGAGGGGGUCGACAGACCUGACAAGCCAGAUACCAGGUACGCACGUCUUGGAGAAAUUGAACUGAAACUGGAGGAAGUGGAAGGGAAAAAUCAGGUGCUGCAGUGCGAGUUGGAUAACGUGAGGCGAGAACUCGAAAGCAAAGUGGCUGAGGGCCGGAAGGAUCGGCAGACUGUGGCAGAGCUGAGAAGGAAACUAAAGCAGGCUGCGAAGAGGUGCGCCGCAGAAGCCGAGCGCUCAAACGCGCUGGGUGCCCGUCAGGCGGAGCAGAUCGGUACGCUGGAAAAGGAGCUGGAGCAAGAGAGAGCCCUUGUGGUGAAGUUGCAGGAGGCCGCUAAGAUGUUAGAGGACGAACGCAGUAAAGCCUCCCGACUGUCGCGAUCCGGUGGUGGUCACGUGGGAUCGAGUGACGAAAUUGAGAUCCUGCAGAAUGCUGCAUCCAAGAAAAUGCAGCAGCUCCAGCAACAAAUUGUAGAUCUUAAGCGUGAAGAGGUUUGCAUUGAGGAGAUCAUGAAGGCCAACAGUGAAAACAGAGACGCACUGGAGCCUCUCAAGCAGAGAGAUGCUCAAAGCCUUGAGCUCAGUCAGCUAUCUUCAGAUUCCUCAAAUCACUCGAAUGAUGAUCCAAGUGGAACGAUGGAACGCAAGCUCGACGAGGAGAAUCUUGGCUUCACGGGAAUCACGAAGGGAGGUGACAAAAGUCGAGAACUUUUCCUGGAAUGCCUGAGGAGCCAGGUGCUUGAACAGUCUGGGUUUAGCAAUCAGUUGAAAGAGCUUCAGAAGCACUUGGCUGAACUGCAGCAAAGAUGCGAAGCGUUGACCAGAGAGAAGGAGGAAGCAGGGGAAGCCAAACGACGGGCCCAGGACAUGUUUGAUAACCUACAGUCCAGGAUCCACAGUGAGACCCAGCAGUUAACAGUCGCCCUGGAAGCCCAAAGCAAGAACAUCGAGGAUCUUCUCCUGAGCCUGGAGGAGAAGGACGGCAUUAUUCAGGUCCUAAACAGGCGUUUGCGGGGUGCUUUAAAAACUUUGGCGUGCAUUAAUCAGGAAAACCGAGACCUGAAGGCUAACUUGAAGACUGUCACGGUGACGUCUGAGGGAAAUCGUGUGAACCCCCCGGAAGAGGUUGUGCUGGAACAGAGCCGCGGACGGGUUCCUCAAGCUAACCAAAGUGCGCGUGAAAAUAGCAGCCCGUCGUCGAUGGCUUCCUCAGCGCAUGGUGCUGAAGAGAACGCGCAGGAAUCGGAGCCGGGAAGGGUGCAACGAUUGGAGCCCGGGCGCCGUGAAAAUGCUUUUGAUGAUCCGCUGCUUCUGCCCCGGGAACAGGUAACUGAAGCGUCCUGCUGUAAUGACCAUGAUGAAGCAAAGGUGCCCUUGCUGAAUAGUCCCGCCGCGCAAAACGUACCCGGGACAGAUGAGGUUGUUGAAAAGCAGCUGCCGGGUGAAGAAACCAUCCACUUCAGAAACGUGCUUUCUGACGAUGCGCUUGUAGCAGGCGAGCAAAAGGCAGACUCCGUUCCCCGAGGGGCGCAGGGGACGGCCUCCCCGCUUGACUCUGAGCGGCAGGCUGUUGCCCAAGUGAAGCAGGGCGCUCAGAUCCAAAGGCGGCUUGGUCGUGAAGGGUCUGGCAGCGGCGAUGUCGUGAAGGACGGCCAACACAUCAGAUGUCCAGACGGCUUGCAGGUAAAUGUUGGUGAGCGGGGAAAGGGGAUGACAGUCCUUUGUGACAAGGAGACCCAAUCCGAAAAUGAACCACUGAUAGAGAGGGCCACAGGAAGUGCUGACACCCGGACAAAUACCCCUGGUUUAGAAGAAGAGAAGCCAGCGGGAGAGCUUACUGAAGAAGUGGAAGGUGUGAAUCACCGAUUGAACGAAGAAAGAAGUCAGGGAGUAGUUGACACUCUGAAUGAGCGGUUGAGCUGUCUAGAUGAAAAAUGCAGAGUACUGGAGCGAGAAAAGGAGUGGCUGAGUUUGGAAGUUGGAAGGCUGCAGGAGGCAGCCAGCGGCUUGCAGCGUGAGAAAGAUGGCUUGAUGGCCACGAUCCAGUCCGGCGAGGCCCUACGUGAAGUGAGCACCGACGAGCAGAGCCGUCUCCGGGAGGAGCUGGCGGCGUUGCAGGAGUGGAAGCAGCGAGUUUUGGAAGAUGCCGCUACCUCAGAAGCUCAGGAAGCGAGCGGCCAGGUGGAACUGCGCUCCUUGCGGGGCUCUCUGCUGGAAUGGCAAAGCCAGGCCGAGACGCUGGCAGGAGAAUGCAGGUCCUUGAAAGAUACAGCUGAAAAUGCAAAGGUUUUGCAAAGACACCUUCAGCAGGAAUUGCAGCAAGCCCUUUCUGAAAAGGCUGUUCUGCAGAACCAGGUGGAGCAUCUACAGAAUCUAGCAGCUGAGCUGAAUAAAGAGAACAGUUACCUGCAGGGCCAGUUGAAGCAGUGGGAGAGUCCACCUACAGAUAAGGAGGUGCCCACGGAUUGUCGACAGCAGAGAGGCCUUCAUGAUGAUCUCCUUCUAGCAAAUAUCCAACAGCAAGACGCUGCUCAGAUCACAGCAAGGAAGAUGCAGGCUGACCUGGAGGCUUUGAAACGAACUGUGCAGAAGAAAAAUGAGGAAGUUGACCAUAAUCUCCUCGCGUACGCGGAUUUACCGAAUGGACAUCGAGAACCCGAGAUAGCGCGGUCCGCCACCGCCGAGUCGCCUCCUCCUCGGGCAGAGCCGGAGAACCGAGGGGCGUCUGCAGGUUGCGAGCCAGAGCCCUCGGCUGAUGGGUUCGCUGCGGAAGCUGAACGGGGCCCGGCUGACCCCGGCGAGAGGUCAGAUUAUGUCGGCCAGCCUGCGGGUCGCUCGGCGAGGUCGAACUUCGGAGAACUUGCAAUGAGGAUCAACCCGGCAGAGCUCGCCACGAGAAUACGGAGGAGCCGCCAGUUCCGGAAUCACCUGUCCGUGGCGUUUGACGAAACGGAGUAUGAGCCGUACGGGCUGCCUGAUGUCGUGCAGAAAGGCUUUGCAGACAUUCCUUCCGGGUCUUUCUGCCCACACGUCCUGCGGCGAGGGAUUCUGAAUUCCGCACUUUGUCCCCAGCAACAGGAGGAAGGGCCGUGCGACUAGCUUCGGGGCUGCAGGCGGAGAUGGCGGCAAGCAAAAUCGGUACAAAAACGAUGAGCCGUGUCUGGUGGAAACGAAGGCUUCCACGCGAUGGCUGUCAGAAAAUAAGAACCUGUUUACAGAGUAACACGUACAAAACACUGAAGUAACUCGGCAGAGUGGGCAGCAUCUACGGAAGAGAAGAAACAGUCGGUGUUUCGGGCCGAGACGUCAACAGUUUAUUUCCCUCCAUAGGUGCUGCCUGACCUGCUGAGUUUCUCCAGCGUUUUGCCAUGUGUUGCCUCGGGUUUCCAGCAUCUGCAGAAUCUCUUGUGUUUAUGGUUUACAGGUCCUUAUUAGAAUAAGAUUAAUAGAUUUGUAACUUGUAAAAGAAAAAUUGUAAAUGAUUUAUAGCGGAAGCCCAGGUUCCUGGGUCUCUUUCUCUCAAAGGUAUCAGAAUUGAAUUUGCACAACCAUUGACUCAACGUGGGUUAAUGUGGAUUUUGUUACUGAUGUUUAAGUCAAGUCAAGUUUAUUUUCAUUUAACUAUAUACGUGUAUGACUGUCAAAGGAGAUGUUUCUCCGGACCGAGGUGUAAAGCACAGUAAUAUACACAACAUAAAAUAACUUAUGAACAUAAGGGUGAAAUCUACAGAUGAAUCGCUAAUAAAUAACAAACUAAAGUACAUUAAUAUUAAAUACUGUCAGAUACAGAACAGAUUAACCGGUGACACUUCGAAUGCAAUGCGGCACGGAGUUCAGAAUCCUAAUGGCCUGAGGGAAGAAACUGUUUCCCAUCCUGGCCGUUCUUGUCUUUGUGCAUCGGAGUCUCCUGCCUGAUGGUAGAAAGUCAAAGAGGAUGCUGGAUGGGUGGGUGGGAUCCUUGAUAACACUAAGGGCCCUGUGUACACAGCGCUCCUGAUAAAUGUCCCCGAUGGACGGUAGGGAGACCCCUAUGAUCCUCUCGGUCGUUCUCACAGUCCUUUGCAGGGACUUCCAGUCCAAUGCUCUGUUGUUCCCAUACCAGAUGGAGAUGAAACUUGUCAGGAUGCUUUCAACUGAGCUCCUGUAAAAUGUGGUUAAGAUGGGGGUUGGGGGGAGCUUUGCUUCAAUCUCCUUAGAAAGCGGAGGCGCUGCUGUGCCUUCUUGUUCAGGGAGGUGAUAUCAAGGGACCAGGUGAGAUAAUCCGUGAUGAGAACUCCUAAUUUAUUUCAAGUUUCUUUUUGAUGUUCAGUGAAAAUUAAUCUUUUUGGUGCAGCCCUUUGCAGAGAGAGGUGCCUGUGCCUAUUACCGUCGAUACAGUACUGGAGGUUGUUACAAGAAUUGACAGGAUCACACUGUUGUGCGAAGCAUCAGUAAGAGGCAGGCAUUCCUCAUCUAUAAAACAACCCAAGUCCAAAAAUAAAAAAAUGCCCAUUGCAUCUCCUGACCGAUUGUUAUUAAUGUAAUAUUGAUGUGACUCGGACACCGCCGUAGAUUGAACAACUCCUUUCCACGUCCUGACGUCAUACGCACUCAGACGCUAGGAAUACUCACACAAUACAUUACAUCCUCCUUCUCAAAAUUUUUUUUACAACACUGUGAAUUACCAAAACAAUGUCUCUAGGUAUGCCCUUCUUACAGUGGAACAACCAUGGCAUAAACUAAAAAAAAACUUACCUUCUUGUACUGUAUUCUGCAUUGUAUCUUACAAUACUAACAGCAGUGUAUUUUCUUUUACUAACAUAGACUAAUAAACCUUUCAUUAGUCUCUGUAUCUAGCUGGAAGUUUGACUUGUCUCCCAGACCGUGUGUGAUGCAACUGUGACUGUGCUUGACCUUCAUCCGUGUCAGUCUCUCCAGUGACCUCUGUGUCUUUGGGGUCUGCAUCACUCUUGGUGUCGUUUGUUUCCAUGUCUGUAUAUGUGGAAAUGUCCUGUGCAUCUGUACGUGGAAACUCCCUCUCGCCUGUCUUCAGCAGAUGCUUCCUGUUCCUCCUGUUAGACUCUUCCAUCCGGCGUGCAAACUAUGAAGGAUCUUGGUUGCUGAUGUCUGUUCACAACCACAGCUGGUUGCCAAGUGUCUCCUCUCUGUAUUCUGACAUUUUAACCGGUAUGCAGAUCUGGCAACUGUAUUGUAUGUCUGUCAUAGUAGUCCUUUUGCUUUAUUUGCUUGUACUUUUGCUUGUCACGUACUUGAGCGUUACCUUCUGGAGUCAGUAGAGUUGUGGAUGUUGGCAGUUUGGACUUCAGACGACGUCCCAUCGACAGCUGCGCAGGAGAGAAGCCCACACCCUCGAUCGGUGUGUUGCGGUAUUCAAGCAGAGCAAUGUAAGGGUCACCGUUGCUGCUUUGUGCCUUCUUGAGCAUGUUCUUGACAGUUUGUACAGUUCUCUCUGCUCGUCCAUUAGACUGAGCGUGCCCUGGACUGGAAGUAACAUGUUGAAAUUCCCAGCUCUCUGAGAACCCUCUGAGCUCACCACUGGCAUAUUGUGGACCAUUGUCACUAACGACAAUAUCAGAAAUACCAUGUCUUGCAAAUGUCGACUUCAUUACGGUAAUGACACCUCGACUGGAUGUGUCACUUAACUUGGUGUUCUCCGGAUAUUUUGAAUAGUAGUCCACACAAAGCAGAUAUUCUGCACCAUUGUAGUGAAAGAGAUCUGUGCCAAUCUUCUCCCAUGGUCUUCCUGGUUGUGGGUGGGGAAGCAGAGGCUCUCUUGGAUUGCUGUUUUUGUUUUCAUGACAGACAGCACACUGAGACACAAUGUCUUCUAUCUGCGUUGACAUGCCUGGCCAAUAGAAAAUGUCCCUUGCUCUUUCUUUACAUUUCACUAUCCCCAGGUGUGACUCAUGAAUCUUGUUGAGCAUUUCCUGUCUCAUUUGGUUUGGUACGAUGAGUUUUGCCGUUUUAAACAUUAGUCCUGAUGCAUAGCUGAUUUCCUCUUUAAAUGUCCAGUAUUUCUGCAUUUCCUUUGGAACAUCUUUCUGCUGGCCAUCCAUUCAUUGUAAUGUCUCUUAGCAUUUGCAUUUCAGGAUCAUCUGCAGUCGCUUUCCUGAACAUGUUCAACUUCUCCUCAGAGAUGGGUAGCUGAGGUGUAACCCAGUUGACCUCCAGCUCUCUUCCUAGCAACUCUUCCUUUUGCUCUUUGAGGUAAGCACGGCUCAAAGCAUCAGCGAUGUACAGUUCUUUUCCUGGCUUAUGGGUGACUGUGAGAGUGUACCUCUGUAGCCUGGGCAGCAUCCUUUGCAGCCUCAUAGGAGCCUGGUGGAGUGGCUUUUUGAAGAUGCUCUCAAGUGGUUUGUGAUCACUCUCAACCUGGAUUUCUUUGCCAUAUACAUAUUGGUGGAAUUUCUCACACCCAUAAACUAUGGUGAGUAAUUCCUUCUCGAUUUGAGCAUAUCGGCAUUGGCAGUCCGUAAGUGCUCGUGAACCAUACGCCGCAGGCCUCCCAUCCUCCAGUAUAACAGCUCCUAUUCCCUCCGAACUGGCAUCCACAGACAUCGUCACUGGUAUAUUGACAUCAUAGAACUUGAGUGCUGGUGCAUUGGUAACCAACUGCUUCAAUGUGUCAAAACUUUUCUUUUGUUUGUCUUCCCAAUGCCAUUCAGUUUUGCUCUCUGGUAGCUUUCGGAGUGGAGCGCUGACCUCUGAUAAGUUGGGAAUGAAUUUGGCAAGAUACUGUAUCAUGCCCAUGAACCUCAAUAGUUCUUGCUUGUUCGUCUUUGGGUGGUGGUAGCUGUACCACAGCUCUGACCUUUUCAUCAUCUGGUUUUAGCCCAUCAGCACUGAGCACAUGACCUAUCUAUUUGAUCUCUGUAGUUCUGAUCUUACGUUUACUUUUGUUCAGUUUUAGGUUGUACUCACGUGCUCUCUCCAGGAGCUUCCUCAGUCUCUGAUCAUGUUCCUCAAUUGUGUCAGCCCAUAUCAGCAAAUCAUCAAUGAUAUUGACCACCCCGUCCAGGCCUUCAAUCAUUUGUGCCACGGAUCUCUGGAAUACCUCUGAUGCAGAAGAAAUCCCAAAGGGUAGACGCAGGAAACGAUAUCUCCCUAUGGGCAUGUUGAAAGUGCAUAAUUUGGAACUUUCUUCAUCCAGCUUGAUCUGCCAGGAGCCUUGAUUUGUGUCUAAUACUGAAAAGUAUUUUGCAUUAGGCAUGCGGGAGACAACCUCUUCAACCGUGAGCAGCGGAUAGUGCUGUCUUUUGAUGGCUUGGUUGAGAUCUUGUGGAUCCAUGCAAAUCCUCGUCUUUUUUUCUGUGACCACUGUCACCAUACUAUUCACCCAGUCGGUCGGUUCUAUUUGUCUUGUUAUGACUCCCAUCUGUUCCAUUCUGUGUAGCUCCUCCACUACUCGAUCCCUGAGAGCUACUGGAAUCUUUCUCAGGGCAUGCACGACUGGUGCAAUAGUUGGAUCAAUCCGGAUAUGGUGUUUCCCUGGUAAACAUCCUAAUCCAGAAAACAAGUCAUCAAGUCUUUGAGAAUGUCCAGGCCUAGCUUUGUGCAUGUUGCUUUGCCCAGUAUUGCUGAAACAUGUUGCUGUACUAUUUCAAACUCGAUCUUGUAUUUUUGACCUUUGUAUACACAGGUGAGUGCUUUUUAUGCCCAGUGGCGCCAUCUUGUGGUCGAAAUAUGCAACAAGCUUGCAGGUGGAUUUUUCCAGUCUUCCUCUGAUGUCCAGUAAGUUGAAUGUUUCUGCCGACAUUACAUUGCACUUUGCCCCAGUGUCAAGCUUAAAUGUCACUUUCCUCCUGUUUAUUAUCAGAUCUUGGGUCCAAUCAUCUUCAUCCUCCAUCUCUGUAUUGUCAAUAUUCUUGAUGCAUACCUCCUGAUCCACUUCAACUGUGCCAAUGAGCAUGUUACUGUUGCCCCCACUCUGUUCCACAGCGUGCAUUUUCCUUGCGUGCUCCUUCAAUCUGCACACCUUUGCAAAGUGAUUUCUGGCAUAACUUGCAUGUCUGACCAAAGGCUGGACAUUUUCUGUAUCCAUGUUUAUAACCACACCUGUUGCAAUUAACUUCCUUUUGAUCAUCCUGUGGAGCUGGCUUUGUCCUAUUCUUGUCAGUUUUCACAGUUUUUAUUUUGUGCACUUCAAUCUCUUUAUUGAGCACCUUAACCAGACUUGACGUGAUCUCGCUGGCACGGCAAACAUCAAUCGCCUUAUCUAAUGUAAGAUCCGCCUCUCCCAACAGCCUGCCUCUCACUUGAUCAUCUCGUAUGCUGCAUACAAUCCUGUCACGUAUUAAAGAAUCAUGCAGUUGUCCGAACUCUCAGUCUUUUGCCUUGCUCUUCGAAUCUGUUACAUAGGCGUCUAUGGUCUCCGUUGGUCCUUGAGCCCUCGUGAAAAACCGGUGUCGGGUGAACGCUAAGUUUUUUCUCGGUUCGCAGUAAUCUUGAAACUUUUUUUUCAACACUUCAAUUUUACCUUGCUCAUCAUCUUGGAAGACAAACGUGUUGCAAACCUUUAUUGCCUCUUCUCCCGCCGCGUGCAGAAACGUAGCACCUUGCACUUUCUCCGUCUUUUCAGUUACGCCGCUAGCGGUGCAAAACGGCUCAAACUUCUGGAUCCAUAUUUUCCAGUUCUCAGCAAGAUUACCUUGUAGGCUUAAACUUGACGGUGGCUGUAACUGUGACAUCUUUUACGUGUCUUCUCUUCCUUUUUAUUUCUCGCGUUUUCUUCUGACACCAUGUAAUAUUGAUGUGACUCGGACACCGAUGUAGAUUGAACAACCCCGUUUAUUCAUCAGACUUCCAUUUUUAAAACCCUUUUCCACGUCCUGACGUCAUACGCCCUCUGACACUACGAAUACUCACACAAUACAUUACAAUUAGCAGACUUCCUCCACCUCUGGCACUUCACAUGGAGUUGAAAAUGAGAGGAGAUUUUCCCUUUUGAAGAUAACAGGGCACAUCUUUGCUGCCUCUGUGUUUUCCCCUCUGUCUCCCUCUAAAUGUAAUUUUACUGACUACCUAUAUGCUUGGGGCAGGUUCUGCUGUGGCCUAGAAGAGGGAAUUGGAUAAAACAUAUGAUGAAGAUGUGGAAAGUUACAGCGAGACAUGUAUUUGGGUGCCAACAUAGCACGUCCAGGUUGCUGUGCAGAAAAACGCAAUGUACCAGGCAACAACAGCAAAACAAGACCUGUCCCUCCCUCCCUCCUGCCUAGGCCCUCACCCAUGUGCAUUACACAAUCCUCUAACCCCAAGGGAGGGCAGCUUCGUCUUCCGGUCUUCAGCGCCUGUGGAUUGCCGGACUUUCUAGGGGCUGUCCCCAUCCGGUACACAACCUCUUCUCACCAUUACCAUCACGGAGGAGAUACAGGGGCCGGAAGACCCACUCUCAACGCUUCAGGAACGGCUUCUUUCCCCUUUGCCAUCAUUGGUCGAUGAGCACAGCCUCAUUAUCCCGUACUUCACACUGUUUGUUUAUGGAAAUGGGAUUGGUAAAGGGCUAGCAUGGAUGUGAUGGGGCAAAUGGCCUGUGCUGCAGCCAUUCGGUGACUUUAAAGCAUUUUACUGUUGUUACAUUGAGAUUCUAAUCAGUCUCACCAAUUCACGUUGAAUACAGGUAUUUAAUUUAAUUCUUUGUGUUUUCCUGAUCAAUAAUAAGGCCACCUCAUAUUUUGACAAAUGGGUACAAAAUUAUAUUUUAUGAGGCCUCAUAUGUUGAACCAAAUUUAUUUACAAAGUUCAAAGUAAAUGUUACUAUCAAAGUACAUACAUGCCACCGCAUACAACCCUGAGAUUCAUUUUCCUGCGGGCAUCCCCAGUAAAUCUAUAGAAUAGUAACUGUAAACAGGAUCAGUGAAAGAUCAACCAGAGUGCAGAAGACAACAAACUCUGCAAAUGUAAAUAUAGAUAAAUAGCAAUAAAUAACGAGAAUGUGAGAUAAAGAGUCCUUAAGGUGAGAUCAUUGAUUGUGGGAACAUCUCAAUAGUUAUCCCCUUCAAGAGCCUGAUGGUUGAGGGAUAGUAACUGUUCCUGAACCUGGUGUUGCGAGUCCUGAGGCUCCUGUACCUUCUACCUGAUGGCAGCAGUGAGAAGAGAGCACGGUCUGGGUGGUGAGGAUCUCUGAUGAUGGAUGCUGCUUUCCUAUGACAGCGUUUCAUGUAGAUGUGCUCAAUGGUGGGGAGGGCUUUACCCGUGAUGUACUGGGCUGAAUCCACUACCUUUUGUGGGAUUUCUUAUUUGUAAAAAUAGGUGUUGGGAUCUUGUUUAAAGAUUUUAUUUAAUAAUGCAUUCGAUGUGGAAUUUUCUCAAAUGUGAAACCACCUCACCUGUAUGGCUUAUUUUGAUAGCCAUUGUAUACAAAUUCGUCACAUUCAAAUUAUAUUUGCUGUAUGGGUGGAGUAUUGUAUUAUAUGCCAAAGCCAAUCUAUUCUCGAGUAUUAUUACUUUCUUUGUGCUGACCACGUUCAAAGUUACACAUGCUGCUCUUGACACUUCAGAUUUGUGGUAAGCAGCCCCACAGAUGAAAUCUGGAAGCAAAUCGGAUAUUGUGCGAUACAAUUACCAUGUUGGACUUUCAUCUCAAGAAAGAAACAAACGUCACUUUUUCUAAUGCUCCUGUUUGUAUCAGUCCUCAUGCAGAGAGAGGUUAUUCAUCGCCCACUGUAAUGUUCGUUGGAUUUUGAUUCUGAAUUACCAUUGUGUUCUUUCAACCCAAUUAAUUGUCAAAGUUGCACAGUUCCCCAGCUGGAAGAAGUCUGCCGACUCUGAAGCGGACUUCUAUCUGAGCCAGCAACCAGCAGGUGUCAUCGUUUACCACAGUAUAAAGAUUGCUCCAUAAAGGGGAGUGAAUCACCCUGGGGAUGUCUCGAGCACAGACUUGAAUAUUAAUCUAGUUUAUGGUGGUAACAUAAUCAGAUCUUCAAUCAGCUGUUCUUGGGCUUCCAGCCGGGUACAGGUAUCAGUUAUAACUGAUGUAUUGAUGACAAACCUGGCCAUCUUCAUCAGGGAUGAUACCUGGGUUUGUUUAGCCCGGUGGUAUUUAGACCCCCAUCGUCCGUCCCUCUUGAUUGGUUAGCCCUCAUCCAAUCAGGUUUCUGCUCUCCCACCUCAUUUACAAUCGAAUUCCAGCUCUUACUUAGAGCGAGACUUCCGUCUUUGUUAAAAUCCUUUUCCUCUGGUUUUAUUUCAAUGGCUUCCUUCACCAGACGGUCCCAAAAGCCACUGGCAUGGCACAGUAGUUUUGUGCUGUCGAAGUCAAUCCUAUGGCCAUUGCAAAUGCGAUGUUCUGCUACAGCCGAUUUCUCCAGGUAACCCAAAUGGACACACUUCCUGUGCUCCUUGAAGGCUGGAAGCCCGAGAAGAGUUUAUUUGUCAGAUAUGUCGGUUAAAACUAGAUCUAUAACUAUAGCAUUGUUGGAAUGGUAAUAUAUCCAGUCUAGUUAAUUUCCCCCCAUUCUGAAUGGGGAUACCAUACUCCUAGAUCAAUAAAGCACUGCUACUGAGAGGUAAGUGCCCACCUGCACUUUGUUAACCACAUCCACUCUGGCUACAUCAGGCACCUGAAGCAAAUCCCCACCCUCCCUCCGUUGAAGUACACACUGAUCAGUACAGAUCAGGAUAGGCCCUUCAAACCACGAUGUUGUGUCGACCAACUCUAGUAUCAAUUUAACCCUUCCCUCCUGCAGAACCUUCUAUUUUUCUGUCGUCCACAUGCCUAUCUGGGAGUUUCUUAAGGGCAGCUGAUGCAGCUGUCUCUUACAGCCACCCCUGGCAAGGCAUUACACUACUCGCCAUUCUUUGUGUUAAAUCGCUUACCUCUGAUAUCCCCCCACCCCCCAUACUCUCCUCCAAUCAACUUAAAAUUAUGCUCCUCGUAUUAGCCAUUUCUGCCCUGGGCAAAAGAGUCUGGCUGGCCACUUAUCUAUCAUCUUUUAUACCUCUCUCAAGUCACCUCUCACAAUCCUUAGCUCCAAAGAGAAAAGCUCUAACUCACUCUAUCUUCAUACACUGUCUAGUCCAGGCAGCAUCCUGGUAAAUCUCCGUAACCUUGCUAAACUUCACUGGCAUUCCUCUGGUGUGGUCACCAAAAGCAGCGGGGGUCGGAGGUGGUAGGCCAGGGCAGGUGGUGUGGUCACUUGAUGCUCAGGAAUGCAGCCUGGUCAGUGAGUAAGUUUGGGCUCAUUGCCGGAGACUGGUGCACCUGCUCUUUGUGUGUCAAUGCCGCAAGUUACAACGGAAGACGGAAGCUAUUGUCUCUGUCUUACCUUAUCUGCACACCUCUCAACCCAGCCUGGCGAUUUCUAUACGGUCAUCAUCAUCAUGUGCCGUGUGGUAUGACAUCAUCAUUAUCUGCUAUAUGACGUGGGCGAUCGUGGUCUACGGCCAUGAUUGUUCUUGGCAAAUUCUACAGAAGUGCCUUCUUCUGGGCAGUGUGUCCUUUCAAUACCGGUUGACCCCAGCCAUUAUCAGUACUCUUCAGAGAUUAUCUGCCUGCUGUCAGUGGUCGCAUAAUAUGUGAUUGUGAUAUACACUGGCUGCUGAUAUGACCUGCUCUCAUGGGGAAAGGCUAAGCAGGUGCUGCACCUUGCCCAGGGGUGACCUGCAGGCCAGCAGAGGGAAAGAGCACCUUACACCUCCCUUGGUGGAGAGGCAUCUCCACCCUGGCACCCAAAUGUACAGUAUAGGGUAUACUGGGCAACCUCGCUACAUGGGGGAGCAGGUUUGCUAGGUUGCUGCUGCAGCAGUACUGUCAAUAACACUUUGUACAGGAUUCUGUAAUGAUUUUUAACACUAAUUACAGUGUUGCUCUUGUUCUUGGGAACAUAUUCAUUGUGCAGCGCAGGGUACCCAUGUAUUUAUAAUCUGCAGGAAGCAGCCUGUUCAGUUUCGGGCUGGAGGGCCAUUUUUGGUGGUAUCAGAUGCUGCUUGAUUGUAUGGCAUUAGCAGCUUCUGUGGAAGCGUGUGAUGUACUCUGGUUGCCUACGUGAUAAGGAGGUUACUCUUCGUCUGCCAUUUGCAAAUGUUUAAAACACAACUAAGCACAGCGAGGCACCACCCAGUGGUUGGAUAGUUUCGACACCGGCCCAGAUAGUCUGGAAGCCCGAGGGUCGGGCUGAUUUCGCUCGCUUCCCCCGCGAACGCUCACUCCUUUCCCCGCGGGGCCGAGGCUGCGAACUGGUCUGGCUGCUCUGUGUUUUUGCCCCGCUGGUGAGAUGAACUGGGGACCCAGGCUUUCGGCCUACUCCGGCUGCUCCCGGAUCGGAUCUGGGACUCAGUCUGGUUCAGGAUGCCGUUGUCUGGCUUCUAUUGUCUGCAUGAAUGUGUUUUUUUCUCUCUCCCUCUCUUUCUUGGCGCGGUUGGUUUUGGUCUUUUUUUUAAAUCGGGUUAUUCGGGUUUCUUGUAAGCAGACAAAUCUCAAGGUGUAUAGUUUAUAUAUUCUUUGGUAAUAAAUGUGCUUUGGAUCUUUGAAUCAUCUGUGCAAGUUCAAAUUAAAUUUAUUGUACAAAGUACAUCUUGGUGUCACCAUGCACCAAGCCUGACAUUCGUUUUCUUGCGGGCAGACUCAGUAAGAUCAG
Messenger RNA from Mobula hypostoma (lesser devil ray), 15816 nucleotides. Its product is annotated as centromere protein F-like. The transcript has 15 exons. Gene Ontology annotation, biological process: mitotic cell cycle; metaphase chromosome alignment; regulation of G2/M transition of mitotic cell cycle. NCBI's taxonomy places the organism in Eukaryota, Metazoa, Chordata, Chondrichthyes, Myliobatiformes, Myliobatidae. Gene Ontology annotation, molecular function: microtubule binding; dynein complex binding. Gene Ontology annotation, cellular component: spindle pole; nucleus; chromosome, centromeric region. Bases 146 to 5341 code for a protein of 1731 amino acids. The record is from RefSeq and is a predicted model, not a curated record.